GUAAUUAAAUAAAAAUAAAUAGUCUGGAAACACGGGUUGAAAACAAUAGGUUUUGCCGUUGAUGUUAGGUUCUUAUCCGCGUUAGUACCCAGCCUACUUUAAGGUGCAAAACAAAACAAAUUUCUUUAGAGAUCUUGAAUCAAAAUACAAUGCCUGGAGCAAAUUGUUCAGUAUAUGGUUGUCAUACCUCUCGUUAUUCACAUGGAAUAGCUAUAUUCAGUCUUCCUAAAGGUCAGGAUGACUUUUCCGUUCAAUGGAGAAAAAAAUUGAGCGAGAUUAUAACAAAAGAUCGUUUAAUUGAUUCAGCUUUAAGGAAGCAAAUUGCCAGUGAAUCUUUGCAUAUUUGUGAGAGACACUUUAAAGAAGAUGAAGUUAAUAGAAAUUCAACUAGAGCAAGACUUAUACCAGGAACUCUACCUUCACAAAAUUUACCAAUAAAGAGUGUUCAAACAACCAGUUUAUUAAAAAAGACAAGGCUUUCGACACUAAGUAUUACAUCAAAAAAAGAUUGCAAUGAAUCAGGCAAAGUUCAAAAUCAUAUACAUUAUUUUUAUAAAUCAUUUCAAGAGUUUGUAGAUCGAGUGAGCAUACUAAAAUUGGAAUCAUGGGAACUUGUUAUAUCGAAAGAUUUAGUCAAAGUUUUUAAAGUAGACAACAUUCACCUACAACCCCAAUAUGAAGUAUAUGUUCAACCUAGCCUUAUAUUUACAAUACGAUCUUUUGCUUGGAACUUACCAGAUACGCAUGAUAUUUAUUUGAAUUAUAAACAGUCAGUUAAAAACAUUACUUUAUCAAGUAUUAUUGCUCUUUUAUCAACUUACUCAUUGUGUCAGGGUGUUGCAUCAGGUUCAAACUGUUUUAAAAAACAUAUUCUUACAAAAUUGUACAAUCCAAGUGUUAAAUCAAUCACUACAUUUGAGAGUGAAUUUAAUAGGUCAACUUUGUGUUUUUUAUUGAUAAAUUCUGGCAAUACUUGUAAUGAAUGUAAAACUUUGGAAUUGUCACAAAAUGCUAAACUACAAAAAGCUGUAAAACGUAAAGCUGAAACGCUGACAAAACCUGCUCAUAUAAAUGCCCCCAUCUCCAUAACUUCUCCUGAUAGAAUUAAACUUACCUUGCAAAGCUAUCGAUCUGAAAAUGCCAUUUUGAAACAAGAAAUGAAAAGUAUGCAAGAUGAGAUUAAAAAAAAUGCAUUACGAGUAACCUCUGAUUUUAAUGGCGACAUAAAAAAUCUAAUGUCAAAUGCUUUUGAUUUACACAGUGUUUCACCAUUUAUGAAAUUUUUUUGGACUGAGCAGCAAAAAUACCUUUUAUCAAAUCCAACAUCUGUGCGAUAUCAUCCGAUGAUUAUAAGGUAUUGCCUUAGUCUUUGUGCAAAGUCUCCUAGUUUUAAUAAAUAG
Molecule: messenger RNA, 1400 nt
Organism: Hydra vulgaris (swiftwater hydra)
Lineage: Eukaryota; Metazoa; Cnidaria; Hydrozoa; Anthoathecata; Hydridae
Source: RefSeq, a predicted model, not a curated record